Salarias fasciatus (jewelled blenny) is the source of this 2964-nucleotide messenger RNA. RefSeq names its product methionyl-tRNA synthetase 1 (gene mars1). Gene Ontology annotation, cellular component: aminoacyl-tRNA synthetase multienzyme complex; cytosol. Gene Ontology annotation, biological process: methionyl-tRNA aminoacylation. Lineage: Eukaryota; Metazoa; Chordata; Actinopteri; Blenniiformes; Blenniidae. Bases 122 to 2899 code for a protein of 925 amino acids. The record is from RefSeq and is a predicted model, not a curated record. Gene Ontology annotation, molecular function: methionine-tRNA ligase activity; ATP binding. The transcript is spliced from 22 exons.
UCAGCGUGGACAGCACUCACCGGCAAAGUUCCUACCGGUCGCUACACAUCGUGUUUCAAAGUGAAUAAAGCAAACUGUCAGCGUUUUAAACUCACAUCGCGGAGGAGCGACCAGCGGCCAGAUGAAGCUGUUUCUCAGUGAGGGCAACCCGCACUGCCUGAAGGCCUUAGCCGCCUUACAAGUGACAGGAGUUCAAUGUGGCGUCCACUAUGUCAACCACGAAGAGAGAGUUGUGCCCUUUCUUAGCCGUCCAGCUGUGCCAGCCCUGCUCCUGCCCAGCGGACUGCACCUUUUCAGUCCCAAUGCAAUCUGCCGAUACUUCUUCGAAGUAAAUGGACAAGAAUCCAGUGAGCUGUGCAAUCAGUGGCUUGAAUGGGAGGCCACAGAUCUUCAGCCUGCGCUGUUACAGGGACUCUACCUGGCAGUGCUACAGGGGAAAGGAUCGGAGGUUUCUAACCUCCUCCAGGGUCACCUAAAUGUCUUGGAGCAAAGCUUGAGUAAAGGAGGAACGCCAUAUAUAACCGGGGAUGCAGUUUCAGUUGCAGAUGUUGUUCUGUGGGCAGCACUCUACCCCGUUUUAUCAGAGUCUCUGCUCGCAUUAGGUGAGCACAGCUCUUUGAAGUCUUGGUUCGACCGUGUGGCUGCCAUGCACAGUUGCCAGUCUGCGGCUCAGAAAGUGCUUCAGGGGAAAGGCCUGCAGGGCAUGAAGAGCUACAUGCAGAGGCAGCCUGUCCCUCAGAGCAGCCAGAGUAGAGACGCACAGCCAUGCAACAGCAAUCCUGCCGAGGGUGAAGAAAGUGAGCGUUUCGUUUCAGAAGAGGAGAUGGAAGCAGCGACUCUCACCUGGAGCCAGGGUUUGAGCGCCGACUCUCAGCCUCUGGAGAGAAAACACCCCAUCCUUCCACAGGAGGGCAAGAGAAACAUCCUGAUGACCAGCGCCUUGCCUUACGUCAACAACGUCCCUCACCUGGGUAACAUCAUUGGCUGCGUCCUCAGUGCUGACGUCUUCUCCAGAUACGGCCGCCUGCGAGGCUGGAACAUGUUGUUUGUGUGCGGCACAGAUGAGUACGGCACGGCCACAGAGAACAAGGCCAGAGAGGAGGGCCUGACACCGCAGCAGAUCUGUGACAAGUACCAUGCUGUUCACUCCAGCAUCUACAAAUGGUUCCAGAUUGACUUCGACUUUUUUGGCAGGACCACCACAGAGAAGCAGACGGAGAUCGCUCAAGAUAUUUUCUGGCGGCUGCACAAACGGGGCUUCCUCCUGGAGGACACAGUGGAGCAACUUCGCUGUGAAAACUGUCAGCGUUUCCUGGCCGACCGCUUCGUAGAGGGCGUCUGUCCACACUGCCGCUACCCAGAAGCUCGCGGCGAUCAGUGCGACAAAUGUGGACGGCUCAUCAAUGCUGUGGACCUCAGAGAGCCUCAGUGUAAAGUCUGCAGGCAGACUCCAGUCAUCCGCUCCUCCAAGCACCUUUUCUUGGACCUGCCGAAGCUUGAGACCCAGUUGGAGCAGUGGCUGGAGAAGUCGACCAGCAGUGGAGACUGGACGGCAAACGCCAAACAGAUCACUCGCUCCUGGCUGAGAGACGGACUGAAGCCUCGCUGCAUCACCAGGGACCUGAAGUGGGGAACCCCUGUGCCCCACCCAGACUUCAAAGAGAAGGUGUUCUACGUGUGGUUCGACGCUCCCAUUGGUUAUCUGUCCAUUACUGCCAACUACACCGACCAAUGGGACAAGUGGUGGAAGAAUCCUCAUCAGGUGGAGCUCUACCACUUCAUGGCCAAAGACAAUGUGCCAUUUCACAGUGUGGUGUUUCCCUGCUCCCUGCUGGGAACCCAGGACAACUACACACUGGUCAAUCACCUUAUUGCCACUGAAUAUCUGAAUUACGAGGACACAAAGUUCUCCAAGAGCCGCGGCGUGGGCGUGUUCGGAGACAUGGCGAAGGACACAGGCAUCCCAUCUGAUGUGUGGCGGUUCUACCUCCUGUAUGUGCGCCCAGAGGGGCAGGACUCGGCUUUCUCCUGGGCUGACAUGGCUCUGAAGAACAACUCUGAGCUGCUCAACAACCUGGGGAACUUCAUCAACAGAGCCGGCAUGUUUGUCACCAAAUUCUUUGAGGGGUGCGUGCCUGUGAUGGAGCUCCAGCAGGAAGAUAAGAGGCUCCUGGCUCUGGUGGGCUGGGAGCUGCAGCAGUACAUUCAGCUCAUGGACAAAGUCAAAAUCCGCGAUGCACUGAAACACAUCCUCAACAUCUCUCGUCAUGGCAACCAGUACAUCCAGGUCAACGAACCCUGGAAAAAAAUCAAGGAAGGAGACGCAGAAAGGCGGCGCGCAGGUACAGUGACCGGCGUGUCGGUCAACAUCGCCUGCCUGCUGUCAGUGAUGAUGCUGCCGUACAUGCCAGAGGUCAGCCAGACCAUCAGGGAUCAGCUCAACGCCCCUCAGUCCUGCAUUGGCACCAUGUUGCAGGGAUCCGGCGCCUUCGUUUGUUCCCUGAAUGCAGGCCACCGCAUCGGCGCGGUCAGUCCGUUGUUCCAGAAACUGGAGGCAGAUCAGAUCGAGGCUUUGAAGAAGAGAUUUGGUGGACAGCAGCCUGAAGAUGAACCGUCUAAAAAGAAGAAGACUGCCGGCUCUCAGCCUGCUGCUGCUGUGCCAGAACCGACUGCCGCUGCUGAGGUGGCGCCGCUGAACGCAGCAGACCCGGAGAAAGCCAAGCAGCUCACGCAGGCUGUGGCUGAUCAGGGGGACAAGGUGCGAGCGCUCAAAGCCCAGAAGGCGGACAAGGCUGUGAUCACAGCAGAGGUGGCCAAACUGCUGGACCUGAAGAAACAGCUGGCUCUGGCUGAGGGGAAGAGCCCUGAGCCUGCACCUCAGAAAGGCAAGAAGAAGUGAUACAGAGGGAGAGAAAAAAAAAAUGACGGAGGAGUCGGAGGAGGGAAAAGAUGAGAAUGGUUUGA